Messenger RNA from Arabidopsis thaliana (thale cress), 513 nucleotides. RefSeq lists its product as uncharacterized. NCBI's taxonomy places the organism in Eukaryota, Viridiplantae, Streptophyta, Magnoliopsida, Brassicales, Brassicaceae. The transcript is spliced from 5 exons. The record is from RefSeq and is marked reviewed. Bases 1 to 513 code for a protein of 170 amino acids.
AUGGCGGAGCUGGGAUCGUCGGGCAAAAAAUCAACCCUUGCAUCGAUUGCUAAUAAGAUGUAUCAAUUUGCUCGUAAAAUUGAGGAAACGGAUUUUUUUCUCUCAUCCCCAAACUCAUAUAAAGAUUCGAUCGACUACACGUCUUUGAAAAGGUUGGAAGCGCGGCGGCUACGGUGGAGAGAUACAGAUCGCGCCAUUGCAGCAGACAUCUGUAAUAUAGCAAGAGUCAAGGGAGACAAGUCUCAGAAUGGAAAAAUUGAGCCCAAGUGGAGUCGAAAGAUUCAUCCACUGUUGUCUUUGAAUCGCAAGGUGUGGGCAGAGAAUGAACUCCGUCGGAGAGCACUGCUUCAAAGAGGGGAUUCAAUAGCAGAGAAAAGCUCGAUAGGUAAACGAGACAGCUCGAGAUAUGAGAGAGAGGUUCCUACGCCGGCGAGCUUCAGCUCUACCGGCGUCGGAGAAGAAAUAAGAGAUAGCUUCUUCGAUAAUAGUGUCAGAGAGUUGAAUGGGUACUAA